AUGACGACCGCACCACACAUGCCGGCAAAGGCGCACAGUUCUGACGACGUGCACGCACGACCAAAGGGUAUAUCCAAACCACGUCCACAGCUGCAACAAACGAAACUAACGGGUCCUCUCGAAGGCAUCCUCAAGAACUCCAACUCCUUCACCGGACAAGCUCCCUCUCCCAUGACAGCUACCUCCCCACCCUCCGUACCAAUAAUUUCCGAGCCCGAAGAAACAAAAGAACUCACCCUCCAAAAUACCCUGCAAAACGCAGGCCGCCGGAGAUCCUCCUCAACAACCGGCCCAGGAACAAACUCGCGCCGCCAGUCCGCCGCCAGCGGCAUUGACGAGAACGAACCCCGCCUCAAAUGGGAUGAAGCAAACCUUUACCUAACCGAGCAAGAGCGCACAGCAAAGAUGAAGAUCGACGAGCCAAAGACCCCAUACGCCCCGCACUAUGACCCCGCCGAAGACGACGAACAAAUCCGCCUCGACGAGGCUCAGGAAUCCCUCCUGGACGCGCAGGGUAUUGUCGUCGACGAGCUCGAGCUGGCCAAGCCCUCGCACCGCAAGGGUGUUUCCGAAGACGAUAUUCCGGAUUUCGAACUUGGUGAGCCGGAGGAGAACUUCCAAUCUGGCGCAUCAUCCGAUGAUCCUCGUGUCUUCCGCGACCGCAGUAUGAGUAUGGACUCGCACAAGAGUGAGAAGCAUGUUCAUGUCGGGGGUGGAGCGAAUGGUGCUGAUGCGCCUGUUGAUGAUCCGCUUUUGAGUACUGAGGAGGCUCGUGAGAAACAUCGUCAUUUCGAGGAGCAGCGGAAGAAGCAUUAUGAGAUGCGGAAUAUUAAGGAAUUACUUGCUCACCCUGAGGAUAUGGACGAGGAAAUGGACGAUGAUGAUGGAUCCGAGCCUGGUCCUCCCCCUCCUAUGCCUCCUAUGCCUCAGCGAUUCCGCAGUGGACAAUAG
Molecule: messenger RNA, 951 nt
Organism: Penicillium antarcticum
Lineage: Eukaryota; Fungi; Ascomycota; Eurotiomycetes; Eurotiales; Aspergillaceae
Product: PP1-complex regulatory subunit GLC8
Exons: 2
Coding region: 1-951 (316 amino acids)
Biological process (GO): regulation of signal transduction
Molecular function (GO): protein phosphatase inhibitor activity
Source: RefSeq, a predicted model, not a curated record